This is a messenger RNA of Cyclocybe aegerita, 1089 nucleotides long. The record is from the annotation of a GenBank genome assembly. NCBI's taxonomy places the organism in Eukaryota, Fungi, Basidiomycota, Agaricomycetes, Agaricales, Hemipholiotaceae.
AUGGCUGAUCCUGAGCUCCCAGUGCCCUCCGAUCCGAAAGUUUCUCAACUCACAAACUGCCCAGUUCCUGGAUGUUUGGGCUUGAUGGGUGUCUUGAGAGUGUACAAGGGUGCAGGGGAUCUGAGCAAAUGUAAUAAACGUGGAUCCAUUGUCCAAACGUGUCAAUUACUCCUGCACCUUCUCAACCCUCAAUUGCCACCAGAGCGAACAACUCGUUUCCUGCGGUCACCAUCACCUGUCACAGUUUUAUAUCAGCCAACUUGGACUGGUCGUAUCGACUGUGCCAAUGAAGGUUGUACAACAAAGGGUGGUGUUCGGAUGCAAGGUAGCAGGACCUGUAUCGAGUACAAGUGCAAGACCUGUUGCAUCGUCGCCUUCCAGCACACAAGGGAGAAUGGAACGAGCUGUGCAAAGUGCAAUGCCCACUCCCAACCAGCAGUAACGGAACAGGUAGUAGCUCCUCCUACUCCAGAACCAACCCAGAUAUCUGUUCCUAUGGGCACCUCUGCUACACCUCCAACUCCAGCACCAACAGCCUGUGGUGGGCCUGCUGCCCUGCGGGCAUCUACUCAGUCAAAUAGAACCCCUUCUAAGCCAUCAUCACAGGCUCCAGUGCGAACACAGAGGGCCCCCGUCUUACCUCCUCAGGGUUCUCAGAUCUCGAUUAGGCAAACAUUAGCCCAGCCUUUGAAUUCAGAUUGGGCAAAAUCCUAUGAGAGCACACUUGAUGACAAAAUCAAGAUCAAGUCAUUGAAGGCCCAGCAGCAGGAGAUGGGAGAUCGCCAAUGUCGAACAUGUACACUUGUCAUAUACUACAAGAAUGGCGAGCCCCCACUGCGGCUCACUCAUUUUGUCAAAACCUUCCCAAAUCUCCAACUCUCCUCUGUCUCAUCCCUUGUCAAAGAAGCAAACCUUACUGUCAACUCGAAGAUCAACUACUAUCAAGGCGGAUGGGCUAUCAUUUCGAUCAACGAUGUGCUUGACAUUGAAAAGAUUAAGGAGCUUGUUCUCCAGCUUCAUCCUAGCCUAUUUGAACCUCUUAACAACUGCCCAGGUCUGGAACAGGAGCUUGCUCAUCAACCCUCAUGA